This is a messenger RNA of Mollisia scopiformis, 803 nucleotides long. RefSeq lists its product as uncharacterized. The coding region runs from base 105 to 584 and encodes 159 amino acids. The record is from RefSeq and is a predicted model, not a curated record. Lineage: Eukaryota; Fungi; Ascomycota; Leotiomycetes; Helotiales; Mollisiaceae. The transcript has a single exon.
ACGGUUAUCAUAUUUCUAUUAUCCGGCCAAACCUCAUCUCGCCACCAUGCCACGAACAGAUACAACAUCUCGUACCUCUUUCACUCGUCCGAACUCCGUGACCUAUGAGCUUCCAGACCCCUCCUCUUCAUCCACAGUGGUUACAAUCACACUCCCACCAAACUCAAAUUGGACAUCUGGUCUCCAGUAAGCUCAUCUUUCCAUGUCCAUGCACAGUACAACCACCUGUACAUCAAAUCUACCAAGCUCAAACUUCCCUCCCAUCAGAAUCCCUCUUUUCAAACCCUUCCCCCAGCACUAACUCCCCCCUCAGCUGGCACGAAACACACACCGAAUACCUCCGUAUCCUCUCCGGCACCGCCCUGAUCACCCUCUCCCACACCACACAAACCUACACCUCGACCUCAGGCCGCAUCACCGUGCCCCGCUACGCGCGCCACGAAUGGCGCCGUGCCUUCCCCGACGGCCCGCCGCUGGUGGUGCAGGAAUGGACUGAGCCUGCUGAUGGGUUGAAGGAAGUUUUCUUUAGGUUAGUGUGUGCUUUGACUUUGAUUCGAAUCCGUUUUGGUGAAUCUGGAGAAUAAGUGACUGAUUGCUUAAUGACUAGAAAUCUCAGCUCAGUAAUAGAAAAAGAAAUAGGAGGGGAAGGCAAGCCGCCGAGGGAAUGGUGGUUAACGUGGCAGCUAUUCGUGAUUUUUUGGGGGUUGGACAAUUGGCCCGUCUUAUUGUCAUUCCCUGACAUCCCAAUUGUCGGAAAGCUUGGGGUGAACGAUGUGUUUGAAUGGGUAGUUACACAUUCCGUG